This is a messenger RNA of Adineta ricciae, 990 nucleotides long. Lineage: Eukaryota; Metazoa; Rotifera; Eurotatoria; Adinetida; Adinetidae. The record is from the annotation of a GenBank genome assembly.
AUGAAACCUUCUCGAAUAUUUCAGAAGAAGUUCCUGUGGACGUCAUCAGUGUUAUUGCUGUCGAUUGCGAGCGGUUCGAUCAUCGUUUUGAUUGCUUACCAUGCAUCACAGGAGAAAGAUUCAGCAACGAGUAGUGAUUAUGAAUACAAUGAUGGAAAACUACCACAAUUACGAUCGUAUACAUCCGGCAAAAAAUAUAGAUUUGAGCAUUCAGAUGAUGCCGGGUAUCUGAAUAUUUAUAUGCGUAAAAAUCCUGAUGAUAGACGAUAUCGUCCAGAGAAAGUUCGUUUUCCCGCUGCUCGUUUUGAUCGUCGACGACUUCCUGUCAACGGUCCAUUUUUCCAUUUUUUGCCACGAGUUCCAAUAUUUGCCGAUCGACGCACAAAACAGGCGCUCAUUUGGUCAACGUCCGGAGGCGUGUUUGGUCCAAAUAUUCCGAUACUUAGACCUCGACAAGGCGGCGUUCGUACAAAAUAUGAAUCUUUAUCAAUUCCUCGAGAUUACUACAGAUCAUCGAACCUACGUUCGAGAGUGGAUAUGGAUGAUGACGACGAUGCAUUAAUACGACAUCAAUACGAUAGAACCACGCGAAAAACUUCAACAUCAUCGAUUCCCAAUAAAAUUGGUCAAAUUCAGAAGAAAUUAAAAGAAGCUUUAACAAAUAUUGCGAACACAUUUCAACAAGGGAUAUGUGCUGAUAUGAUUUUAAAUGAAACUGUGCGUAAGAAAUAUAUCUCGAAAACCUUAACCGGGCGCGUCCAACCUGUUGGAACAUUUGACACAACACAAAUGGCUGUAGAAUAUUUAUAUGGUCUCCUAUGUGCUAUACCAAAUCUACCAGAAAGAACUAACUUAUACAAAACAGUGGAUAUCUUGGAAUUAACAUAUGAUCCAAAUUUUUAUCGAACUUCAGUCAAGUUUCAAGUUAAUUUAUUGACGGAAAUUUCAAAUUAUGUGGAUACGAAGCUGUCAUUCAGAACGUUGGUUUAA